This is a messenger RNA of Acanthoscelides obtectus, 1182 nucleotides long. The record is from the annotation of a GenBank genome assembly. Lineage: Eukaryota; Metazoa; Arthropoda; Insecta; Coleoptera; Chrysomelidae.
AUGCUGCGCGAUGCUGGACCUAUUGUUACUGUGGAAGAGGAAGUGUUGGUACACGAACAACCACUUAAACCUCUGUCUUUCUUGAACAGUAGUCAGGUUCCUGCAAAAAAUAAUACCAAAUCAGGAGAACCCGAAAUAUGUGAUGCUAAAGUCAACUUUUCACAGUCUUUACCAGAAGCAUCACAUUUAAAAUUCACUAAUACCCCAGAUCCUCAUGUUUCCAAAGAGAAAUGUUUCUCAAAACUUAUGAUGGACUCCGCUAAUAUGCAACCUCCUUCAUCUUUAAUUCCAUGUGAAACAACGACGCUAAUUGCUGAUACAAAUUUUGGCUCCCUCUUUAACUCCCUCCAAAGCAAUGGCUCUGAGCUAUUUGCACAACAAAAACACGAUAUUAAAGAACAAGUUAAUGUCGAAGAUCAUGAGCUAAGUGAUCAACUAUCUUUAAGAUCAGAGUUAGAAGAUCCGUUUGCGAAUUCCAGUAGCGAAGAUCUCGAUUUCGUUCCCUCGGAUGAAAACGAGGAUGUGCAAGAAAAUCAGGCUGCUGUUGGGGGUAAAAGCAAAACAAGGAAAAGGAAAAGGCAGAAGAGUGGUUGGAAAAGAAAUAUUAUUAAAUCUGCCAGGAAUAGUGGAGCUGAAUACAAAAACUGGAAUGGAAAUUUUCAGAAUAAAAGGAGUAUCAAGCCGGCUUGUCAAAAUUGUAGAAAGAGAUGCAAUGAGAACUUCUCAGAAGAAGAACGCUCUGCAAUAUUUAAAGCUUUUGGGAUUUACAGGACAUUAAUAGACAGCAUGAUUAUAUUGCCAAGGAGAUACAUGCUCACAUACAACGGAAAAACAGUUCCAGUAUGUAAAACAUUUUUUCUAAAUACGUUGAGUAUAAGUGGACAUGGUAGAGACCGUAUUUCAGAAGAUGGAAGUACUGGUGUUGUAACCGAAGAUAGAAGAGGCAAAGCCUGUAAAAACUCUCAGCUAGAUGAGACAAUUAAAGAUUCGGACGAUGAAUUGUUCAGCGUCGUGGCACUUGUCAUAAGUAAAGCUGUUUUUGCAAAUUCCAUGGCCGGUUUAGAUUGUGUACCAUUCUCGGCGAAAAAGCAAGAAGCCCUCGGGCUUGAUUGUGGGGUCAUCGAUGCAUUCCCAGUUACUGACGUCAGGGCUACGUACGUCCAUCCAAUGCUCACUGGUUAA